Messenger RNA from Cryptomeria japonica (Japanese cedar), 801 nucleotides. RefSeq lists its product as uncharacterized. The transcript is spliced from 2 exons. NCBI's taxonomy places the organism in Eukaryota, Viridiplantae, Streptophyta, Pinopsida, Cupressales, Cupressaceae. Gene Ontology annotation, molecular function: nucleic acid binding. The record is from RefSeq and is a predicted model, not a curated record. Gene Ontology annotation, biological process: DNA integration. Bases 1 to 801 code for a protein of 266 amino acids.
AUGCCACUCAGGCCUGUGUCAGUAGAAGAGCCUUUUGCUCAAUGGGGCCUUGAUUUUGUCGGGAUGAUCAACCCUCCAAGUUCAGCUGGACACAAAUGGAUCCUGACCGCCACUGAUUAUUUCACCAGAUGGUCUGAAGCCAUCCCUCUGUGGAAUUCAUCUGAAAGCGAGGUGUUGACUUUCCUAGAAGAUUUGACUUGUCGGUACGGUACCCCAAAAACUGUUAUAUCAGAUAAUGCGCGCGCAUUUACAGGCUCGCGAAUCACACAGUUUGCUCUCAGUAGAGGUUUUGAAUAUAAGAGGGAGUGGCACCACCACCUAAGAAAUGCACUAUGGGCAAACUGCAUAAUGCCCAAAAAGAUUCUAAAAAACUCCCCGUACAAGUUGGUAUAUGGGAAAUAUGCACUUUUUCCUUUGUCACUGGAAAUCUCGGCGUUGCAAUUGCUAAAAUCCAUGGAUAUCGCUGAAAAUGGUCCAAUGGCUAUAAGGUUGGCGGAGAUUAUGGAGCUAGAGGAAGCGAGAGAAGCAACUUUCACAGCUCUCCAAGACAGACAAGAAGUUGUAAGAAGGUGGUUCGACAGUAAAAAGAGUUAUGAUGUGACUUUCGCCCUUAGAGACCUUGUUUUGAAGUACAACGAGAGAAUGGCGAAACCUGGUCAGCACGCCAAGUUCGACUGCCUAUGGGAGGGUCCUUUCUGCAUCAUAGGUCAUAAAGGUUUCAAUGCUUUCGAGUUAGAAGAUAUGAAUGGAGAUCCCCUCUCCAUCCCGGUUAAUGGUUUCCACCUCAAACCUUUUCAUUAA